This is a messenger RNA of Acaromyces ingoldii, 3800 nucleotides long. RefSeq names its product RabGAP/TBC. The transcript has 5 exons. NCBI's taxonomy places the organism in Eukaryota, Fungi, Basidiomycota, Exobasidiomycetes, Exobasidiales, Cryptobasidiaceae. Gene Ontology annotation, molecular function: GTPase activator activity. Gene Ontology annotation, biological process: activation of GTPase activity; intracellular protein transport. The record is from RefSeq and is a predicted model, not a curated record. Bases 327 to 3635 code for a protein of 1102 amino acids.
AGCUCGCCGAUGUGGGGAACGCAAAGCCGGUUGCUGUUUGUCGUGUGGUCGGGUCGUGGUCCAGGCUGUCCAAUCGGCGAACACCCCGUCUUGACUACCUAUGCGAAUGGGAAAAUUGUGGCUUGCUCGAUUAGCACGUGCACGUGUCGACAUCCAUGUGCAGCUGUAGGCUAAAGCCCUAUUCCGCCUCACUUGGCAAGAUCAACAGCGUCGGCACCUCAAAUGGCUUGAGUCAAGAAGAUCUCUGUGAAAUCGACUCAUGACUGGGUUCUGAACUUGGCGAGGAUCAUUCAAGAAGCAGCAAGGAAGUGGCACGGGGAGGCGCAAUGCCUUCGGGUAGUCAGAUGCAAAGCAGCCAGCAGGCGCAACGGCUCAAGGCAUUUCGCGAGCUCCUGGACCCUGCCGAUCUUCUACCCGGACACAAUGUCGCCGACUUGUACAAGCUGAGGCAUCUCUGCCUUCAAGGUGGUGGUCUGCCCGAGGGCACCUCGACCUCGUCGGCCUCUACCCCGGCGUCUUCUUCUUUUGCAGCCUCGAGGAGCUCCGACGCCUGGCUUCGGGCACAAGCCUGGAGAGUGCUGCUCGGGUACCUACCGCCAGAGAAGCUCGAAUGGAAGCAGGUUCUCAAUAAACGACGUGGAGAGUACUAUCAAUUCGUGGCCGAUUUUCUCCCAUCAUCACAAGACGUGGGCACCCAGCACGGCUUCCCCGGCAAGCUCUCUGAGAGAGAUGCGCUGCUGGACCAGAUCUAUCGCGAUCUGUCUCGCUCUCGCAAGAAUGCCUUUAGCUUCUAUCGCGCACCCGUGGAACCCAGCCGGUCCUGCCCAUUGACACCCGCACCUGCGUCGGCCCAGGGGGAGCAGGCCGCACCGAGGUUGGAACAGAGGCUGUCGCUCCUCCACCGUCUUGCGUCUAUAAAUGCAGACUACGCCGAUUCACUGGCCCACGAGGCCCUUUCGAGACGACCUGGGACACCAUCAAAGGCAUCUGAUACAUUACACUCCCACCUCUCGCCUCCCAACAUGGCUCGUACACGGAGCAACGGCCGUGGCCGUGCACCGGCCGCCAAGAGCCCUUCGAUUGUCCUCGAGCCGGCGAGUCCGGGUACCUCUGAGGGACCGUCCGAGUACUUUGAGGAAGAAGACGAUUCCGGCUUCGUGAGCGCCGAAGACAACAGUCACCCAUCGCCGCCUUUGGCACCGAGCAGAGACCACCAUGACGGGGACAGAACCAGUGAGGAUGCCAUCGUCGACCGGCGUUGGCACUCGCUCCUGCGCAUCCUCUAUAUAUAUGCACUUCUCAACCCGAGCAUCGGCUACGUGCAAGGCAUGAACGAGGUGCUCUUCGUCAUUCUCUACGUCAUGGGCACUUCGUCUCACCUGCCAUCUGCCGCUGCUGCCUCGCCUGCCGCUGCCUCUGAUGCUGAGCAAACUGAAGAGGAGGAUGCGACAGAAUCGCUGCGCUACGUCGAAGACUCCAUCGACUCACCAAUUGCGCAUGCCGAGGCCGACGCCUUCUGGUGCUUCUCAGCCUUGAUCGGUGAAGUUCGUGAUCUGUACGACUUUGACGGCGUCGACCAUGGAACUGCAGGUCUCAGGAUCAGCAAUCGAGGGACCAGCGAGGAGGCGCCGCACCUCGAUGACAGUGGCAUGGCUGGGGCACUCAAGAGGUUCAGCCUCCGUCUCAAGUGGCUCGAUGAAGACUUGUGGAGAUCCAUGCGCAUCCACUCUCUGGAUCCUAGAAUGCCAUACUACUCCUUCCGAUGGCUCGCUUGCCUCAUCAGCACCGAGCUCUCGCUACCCUCGGUCGUUCGCGUGUGGGAUGCCAUCUUGUCGGAGACCAACGAGCCAACCGGCAUUCCUGGUUCCUCUACCGCCAAGGUCGAGUUUCUCAUCGAUGUCUGCUGUGCGCUGUUGAUCCACGUGAGGGGCCAGAUUCUCGAUGCCAUCGAGGAAGGCGAAGACGACGGCGACGAUCAACAUGACUCGUUCUCCAGGACCAUGACGGUGCUACAAGCGUACCCCGAUGGUGACGUUGGUCCGAUCCUGGAGCUGGCGUCCCUCUAUCGACAGCGGCGUAUGGCGUCCCCGCUCACCGGUGACGGCCCACCGACUGAAGACGACGAGGAAGCAAUCUUGACGAUGCGCCAGCGAGCAGCGAGGGCAGUCCGAGGGUGGACAGCGACGUCGACUCCGUCCCGACCCAGGUGGCUUUCUUCUCCGCGGCAAGCGCCAUUCGAAAGCCCUUCUUCGUCGUCUGCUGUUUCCACACCAUCUCGCUCACCGGGCGCUGUUCUGCAAAGGUACGCAGACGCCCUGCAAAGCAGUGAUGCUGCCGCGAGCUUGAGCAAGGCUAGCACAAACUGGACCGCCAAAGCCAUGGCCACUUGGGGCGAGAGAGGAAACGGGGAACGAGCAGGCAGAGACGCUUCGCCUUCGCCCGUAAACACCGACGGGUCGAGAACGACCCUCUCCCUCCAGUCGCUGUUCAGCAAGGCUCGCUCGCCCAGCACGAGCAGCACGAGCGCGCAGUCCCAGGCCUCCAACAGCCCGAGCCAGAGCGUCCACCCAGCCCUUCGAUGGUCUAGGGACGGUAUGCCUGAUCUUCCGAUUCCCAACGUGGAGGACAGCCCCGUUGGGAGCCAAGAGUACGGGUACGGCAAGAGGCCCAUCAGCACGUUGCUGGGCAGGGCCGCUGGUGGCACUGCCACUGGCACUGGUGCAGGGUCAUCGAGUCCAAGCAACAGCACGUCGGGAAGUCCAAUGAACAGCCCGACACUGGCGUCUUCCGGCCGAUUCGGUACGCUGCCUUCACUACAGGCUGGUCUCAGGCAGACCAGCAAGAGCAGCGCCGGCCCAAAGCCACUGUUGCUGCGGACCGCUGCUCGACCACCACGGGAGGGCAGCAACAACGGAAGUGCCGAGCCUGAAGAGCAGAGCCGCAUCGUCUCGAGCGGGCCACUGGCUGCCCGCAAUGGUCGACGCCGCCGCGCUGCCGGGGCAUCGACGGAGAGGCGAGGCAGUGGUACGGCAUCGGUCACAAGCAGCGCAAUGGACGGCGCUUCUGAGAGCGGCGGUGAAUCGAACAGCGUCUCGGCUGCGCCAGCGUCUGUCAAUGCAACGAUGCCGCGCAGCGUUGCACCGGCGUCUACCUCCCUUCCGGGAGAUGGCGAUGAAGCCGGAGCAGACGUGACUUCCAGCAGCGGUGGGGGUGGCAGAGGCACCGUGCCCGUCUCGGCAUUCUCCAAGAUCCGGACGUCCAACAACGGCGACUUGUCCAUCGACUCCGACGAGGUCUCUUUGAAGCCAGUAUUUGGUCAGGUGGCCAGCAGCGCAGACCAGCCUCUGAACCAGAAGAAGCCUUCGCUGCAACGCGGCAUUCGGCGCAAGGACACUCUUCCACAUCCUCCGACAGCUCGGUGCAGGACAAGACGAGGACGCGGCCAGACUCUGUCUUUGAGCACCCACGGGCCGCUCCAGCUCCGCCCAUCAAGGAAGAACCGCCCAUCGCUUCCUCAUCGCCGGUCACACCCGUGGGUGACGUGCACCGCUAUGAGCUCUCGGACGAGCCGGCAGUUGCCACUGUGUCCGCCAAGCCGCUGGCCGCUCGCACUCCCAGCGGAAGCGGCAUCGUGAGGAACAAGCGAACGUUCUCUUCCAAAAGAGGAAGUAAGCGGACCACGGGCGAUGGCGCCGAGCUAGGAGCGCUGACGGUGAACACGUCGGCUGCCGAUGGUUCGGGUGCCUCGUCUGCUCUGCCUAGUCCUGGACCUGGAGCGGGCGAGACGAUGACAUCUGCCG